This is a messenger RNA of Numida meleagris (helmeted guineafowl), 7114 nucleotides long. It is a transcript of the gene CLIP1, whose product is annotated as CAP-Gly domain containing linker protein 1. Gene Ontology annotation, molecular function: microtubule plus-end binding. The transcript is spliced from 17 exons. Gene Ontology annotation, biological process: positive regulation of microtubule polymerization; cytoplasmic microtubule organization. NCBI's taxonomy places the organism in Eukaryota, Metazoa, Chordata, Aves, Galliformes, Numididae. Gene Ontology annotation, cellular component: nucleus; microtubule plus-end; cytoplasm. The record is from RefSeq and is a predicted model, not a curated record. The coding region runs from base 466 to 6006 and encodes 1846 amino acids.
UCCAUAGGGCCGUGCGAAGCAGAGAUCAUGUCUCCUCUCCCCCCACCCUUUUUCCUCCCUUCACUCUCAGUGCCCCAAGGGAAGGGCGCUGCCCCGGGGCGAACAAAGCGGGGGGAGACAAAGGCAGCGGUAGGAGAGAACGGGGACCGAGAGAGGAGGGGAAAAAGCAGCGCCGGAGCGCGGCAGGGGGAGCGGUUCCCGCUGCUGCAGUCCCCGCCUCGCGGAGCCUCGGGCCCGGCAGACGUUGUCCGCCCGCCCCGCCCCGCCUCCCGCCCGCCGAGCUGAGCCGGGAGCGGCGCCGCAGAGGGGCAGGAGGAGGCGGCGGAGGGGAAGCGGAGGCGGCGGUGGCGGCGCGCAGGCAGCGGUUUACUCUAGAGUUGGAAGACAGAGACGGAUAUAUUGUACCCAUGUUGGGAAAAAGGUAGUUGCUGUAGAUAAUAGGAUUAACGCUGGUAUCACAGAAAAAUGAGUAUGUUAAAGCCAAGUGGACUUAAGGCUCCAUCAAAGACCAUCAAGCAUGGAAGUACCUUACUGAAAACACCUGCAUCUGUUGCAACUGCUCCAGCAGAAAAAGCACCUUCUAGUGAAAAGGCCUCAAGCACAACCGCUGCAGACACACAUGAUGACUUUGUGGAUGAUUUCAGAGUUGGGGAGCGUGUUUGGGUCAAUGGAAAUAAACCUGGCUUUAUUCAGUUCCUUGGUGAAACACAGUUUGCUCCAGGACAGUGGGCAGGGAUUGUUCUUGAUGAACCAAUUGGUAAAAACGAUGGCUCUGUGGCUGGAGUUCGCUAUUUCCAGUGUGAACCCUUGAGGGGAAUAUUUACAAGACCAUCAAAAUUGACAAGAAAAGUGCUGACAGAAGAUGAAGCCAAUGGUACUCAGACAGCUCAUGCAUCUAGAGCUACAUCACCAACUUCCACAUCAACUGCUAGCGUGGUGUCCAUGUCCCCUGCUGCACUUCCCCCAUCAGGAAUUCCACAGAAAACAUCACCACUUGCUGCUAAAGAACAUUCAACUCCUUCUCAGUUUAGCAAUCUUUCAAAAACUGCAAGUGGAUCUAUAUCAAAUCUGUCUGAAGCUGGAUCAUUAAAGAAGGGAGAAAGGGAGCUCAAAAUUGGAGAUCGAGUUCUGGUUGGUGGAACAAAAGCUGGAGUUGUGCGUUUCUUGGGAGAAACUGACUUUGCUAAAGGAGAAUGGUGUGGAGUAGAGCUGGAUGAACCUCUGGGAAAGAAUGAUGGAGCUGUUGCUGGGACAAGAUACUUCCAGUGUCAGCCAAAAUACGGUUUGUUUGCUCCGGUCCACAAAGUUACCAAGAUUGGAUUCCCAUCAACUACACCGGCAAAAGCGAAGACAACCGUGCGAAAAGUGGUUGCGACUCCUACAGCCCUGAAACGCAGCCCCAGUGCAUCUUCCCUGAGCUCUCUCAGUUCUGUGGCAUCUUCAGUAAGCAGCAAGCCAAGCCGUACAGGACUAUUGACAGAAACAUCCUCCCGGUAUGCAAGAAAGAUUUCUGGUACCACAGCCCUGCAGGAGGCACUGAAGGAGAAGCAGCAACAUAUAGAACAGCUCCUGGCAGAAAGGGACCUGGAGAGGGCAGAAGUUGCAAAAGCAACCACUCACGUGGGGGAAAUAGAGCAGGAAUUAGCACUUGUUCGAGAUGGACACGAUCGGCAUGUACUGGAGAUGGAAGCAAAAAUGGACCAGCUGCGAGCUAUGGUGGAGGCUGCUGAUAGGGAGAAAGUGGAGCUCCUCAAUCAGCUCGAGGAAGAGAAAAGGAAGGUUGAAGAUCUUCAGUUCCGAGUGGAAGAAGAAUCCAUUACCAAAGGAGACCUAGAGACGCAGACCAAACUGGAGCAUGCCCGCAUUAAGGAGCUUGAACAGAGCCUGCUCUUUGAAAAGACCAAAGCUGACAAACUCCAGAGGGAGUUAGAAGACACUAGGGUGGCUACAGUAUCAGAAAAAUCUCGCAUCAUGGAACUAGAAAGAGAUCUAGCAUUGCGGGUGAAGGAAGUAGCUGAGCUCCGAGGGAGAUUAGAGUCUAGUAAACACAUUGAUGAUGUGGAUACUUCUCUUUCAUUGUUACAAGAAAUAAGUUCUUUGCAAGAAAAAAUGGCAGCAGCUGGCAAAGAGCAUCAGCGCGAGAUGAGCUCUCUGAAAGAGAAGUUUGAAAUCAGUGAAGAAGCGCUGCGGAAAGAGAUCAAAUCACUUGCAGCUUCAAAUGAGAGAAUGGGAAAAGAAAACGAAUCAUUGAAAACUAAGCUUGAUCAUGCCAACAAAGAGAAUUCAGAUGUAAUAGAGCUGUGGAAAUCGAAGCUGGAAUCUGCAAUUGCCUCCCAUCAGCAAGCAAUGGAAGAACUGAAAGUUUCUUUCAGCAAAGGUGUAGGGGCUCAGACAGCAGAAUUUGCAGAGUUAAAAACUCAGAUGGAGAAGGUUAAAUUAGACUAUGAAAAUGAAAUGUCGAAUUUAAAACUGAAGCAGGAAAAUGAAAAAUCUCAUCAUUUAAAGGAAAUUGAAGCACUGAAGGCAAAAUUGCUGGCGGUCACAGAGGAGAAAGAGCAAACCCUGGAAAACCUGAAGACCAAACUGGAAAGUGUGGAAGAUCAGCAUCUAGUAGAAAUGGAAGACACUUUAAACAAAUUACAGGAAGCUGAGAUAAAGGUAAAGGAGCUAGAAACACUGCAAGCCAAGUGCAAUGAACAAACCAAAAUUAUUGGUAGUCUUACACAAAAGAUCAAAGCUUCUGAAGAAAAGCUUUUGGACCUUGCUGCACUUGAGAAAGCCAAUUCUGAAGGUAAAUUGGAAAUCCAGAGACUUAGCGAGCAGCUUGAGGCAGCAGAGAAACAGAUACAGAAUUUAGAGGCUGAAAAGGUUGAUGGAAGUAGCAAGGCUAGUAAUCUGGCCAAAGAACUGCAGGGCAAAGAGCAAAAGCUUCUUGACCUUGAGAAAAACUUGAGUGCAGUAAAUCAAGUUAAAGAUUCUUUGGAAAAGGAACUUCAACUUUUGAAAGAAAAGUUUACUAGUGCAGCUGAUGGAGCAGAAAAUGCUCAACGCACUAUGCAAGAAACAAUAAAAAAACUAAACCAAAAAGAAGAACAGUUUGCACUCAUGUCUUCAGAACUGGAACAACUGAAGUCUAAUUUGACUGUGAUGGAGAAUAAACUGAAGGAGAGAGAAGAGAGAGAACAGCAACUGACUGAAGCUAAAGCCAAACUAGAAAAUGAUAUUGCAGAGAUCAUGAAGUCAUCAGGAGACAGCUCUGCCCAGCUUAUGAAAAUGAAUGAUGAGCUACGCUUAAAAGAAAGGCAGUUGGAGCAAAUACAACUCGAGCUUACAAAAGCAAAUGAAAAGACUGUUCAGCUUCAGAAAAACGUGGAGCAGACAGCACAGAAAGCUGAGCAGAGUCAGCAAGAAACUCUCAAGACUCAUCAAGAAGAGCUGAAAAAAAUGCAGGAUCAACUAAUGGACAUGAAAAAGCAAAUGGAGACCAGUCAAAAUCAGUAUAAGGAUCUUCAGGCGAAGUAUGAAAAAGAAACUUCUGAGAUGAUCACUAAACAUGAUGCAGAUAUCAAAGGGUUUAAGCAGAACUUGCUGGAUGCAGAAGAGGCACUGAAAACUGCACAAAAGAAAAAUGAUGAGUUGGAAACACAGGCUGAGGAGCUGAAAAAGCAAGCAGAACAGGCUAAAUCUUUAAGCUCUGUGUUAGCAUCAGCCAGAAAAGAGAUUGAACUAAUGUCAGACAAGAUGAGGGAUUUAAUAUCAGAAAAAGAGACUCUGGCACAGGCGGGGAAUACUCUAAAAUUAGAGAGAGAGUCAUUGUUAUCACAGCUUCUAGAGUUGGAGUCAAAGAUUUUGUUAGUUCAGCAAGACCGAGAAGAGCUUUGGACAAUAAAUGAAGAACUUAAUUCAGAAAAUAAAAAAAUUCUAAAGCAGAAAGAAGAAGCUGAGGCCAAAAGUCAUCAGGAAAGCACAGAAAAGGUAGCGCUGAUUUCUGAGAGAAGCAAAUUGCUCUCUGAAGUAGAGACAGCACAGGCAGAUCUUCUGAAGGCAACUCAAGAAAAUGAUGCUCUCCGGUCUUCAGAGUCAACCUUGCUCCAACAGUUGAAAGAACUUCAGGCCAAAAAGGAUGCAAUGGAUGUGGCAUAUCAGAAACAUAUCAAGGAACGGGAAGAGCUGGAAUAUUAUCAGAAGAAGCUUUUGGAGGAGAAUGACGUAGUCAUUAAAGAUAAACAUGAUGUCAUUCAGAAGCUGCAAAGUUCUUAUGAUGACCUGGCUAGAAAUCAACAAGAGCUACUACAAGAAGUGUCCACUCUGACUGCAGAGAGAGAUUCAGCCCAGGAAAAACACCUGGAUCUUAAAAGUACACAUAUAGCCUUAAAAAAUGAAAUUGACUGUCUGUUGCAGACAAAUCAGAGUCUGCAGUCUGAGAAAGAGAUGCUCCUUAAAAGCAGAGAAGAGCUGUGUGUGAGUUUAGCCAAUUCUGUUAGUGAAAACCAGGUAUUAAAAGUGAGAAGAGAAGAGAUGCAAGCAGAACUAGAGACUCAGCAUGAGAAACUUGAAAAGAUGACAAAAGACAAUAUGGAGUUGAAGGCUUCCCUUUCUAGUCUCUCUAAUUUUCUUGAGGAAAUGAAAUCCUCCGCAGAGGCAUCUAACUCUGAACGUAUUCACUUGCUUCAAGAGAAAGAGGCCCUUUUUUUAUCAGAACAAAGGCUUUUGGCUGAAAGGGAGGAACUUCUAAAUGAAAAUAAGACGAUUACUGAAAAGCUCGCUAAGGCUACAGCAGAUGCUGUGCUUGCUGAGAGAGCCUUCACUGAGAAAAUAAAUGAAUUGAACUUGGAAAAGGAAUCUGUUUUUUCUAAGACACUGCAGUUUGAAAAGCACAGUGAAGCUCUUCUGCAAGAGAAGGAUGAGUUGGAGAGAAAAUACUCUGAGCUUCUUGAUGAGAAGAAGUCUUUUGAAAACGCAGUUUCUGAUAUGAAGAGAGAACAGGAGCUGGAGUUCUCAGCCAAGAGAGUUCUGGUCCAAGAGAAUACCACACUCAAAGAUUCCAUUGAAGCUCUCGAGGAAGAACUAAAGAAGAAGAAUCUAGAAAAUCAAGAGCUCAUAGCCUGUAAAUCUGACCUUUCAGAUCUUCUGAAGGAGGCCCAGGAUGCCAAAAGAACAUUAGAAGACGAACUGGCUGCUGUAGCACAUGCCAAGCAGGACCUGUCAUCUUCAUUCAAGACCUGUUCCUCUGAUAUAGAAAUACUGACCAGAGAGAGGACUGAAUUACAAGAUAAGUGCCAGAAAUUACAUGGAGAGGUUGAGAAUAUGAAAGAAAACUUAACCGUAGAAAAGAAAGCUAGAAUAUUGGAUAAGGAGUCAUUUCUGUUGGAACGUAUGGAGCUACAAAACAACAUUUGUUUCUUAGAGAAGGAAAUGGAAGUGAUGAGAGAGAAAAAUAAAGAAUUUCUGACUGAGAAAGAGCUUUUGGUUCGGGAAAAAGAAAAAUCCGAAGCUAAACUGGAGGAAGUAAUUAAAGAAAAAAAAGUCCUCUGUACAGAGACAGAGCAGCUGGCUUCCAAAAUAGAGCAACUGAAGAGUGACUUUACUUCCCUGUCUGUAUCAAAAGCAGAGCUUGAGGACUUGCACGGCUGUGUCUCCAAGAUGCUAGAUGAACUUCAGCACAAAUAUGAGGUGACUGAGAAGGAGAAAAUGGAGGUAGUUCAGGAAAAUGAAAGUCUGCAUGCUGAGUGGAAGAGUCUGGUCAUCAUAAAUGAAGAAAUACUAAAAGAGAAGGAGAAAUUGUCCAAGGACUAUUACAAACUGCAUGAGAAAGUAGUAGCGCUUCUAGAGCAAAAUGAUGCAGACUUCUCAUGCAAACUGCUGGUCUCUGGGGAAAAACACGAGCUGCUGCUGGAGGAGAUGAGCAAUCUGGCUUUGAAACUAAGAGAAAUAGAGACUCUUCGGGCCCAAACAUUUAUGCAAAAAUUUGAGGUAUUGAAAUACGUAAACAAUCAAGUAUGGUAGUACUAAUACUCAGCACUAACUCAAUGGUUUCCUCUCUGCACUUCAUUGCACAAUCAGCACUUCACCUCCGUAUGAACAGGCUGGAGUUUUGUUCUCAUUACCUUGGAUUUUUUCAGGUUGUGAGUCUGAAGGACAUUUCAAUUAUAACAUCAAUUUUUAAAUAAUUUCUAAAUAUAGGAGCCUAUGUUGUUGCUGAAUGUUGCAAGAAAACAGCAUAAACUGUGAAUAAAAGGAAGUUUUGUUUUCUGAAUCUAGUAGGAAAACUGGGCAGCUCCUCUGUCAAAGUACUUUGCAGCUUAAGAGCUAGAGGAGGAGUUGCAGCAAACUACAACUCUGAGGUACACCAAAACCAUACAACAGCAUACUGCUCCUGUAAAUGGCACUGCGUUAAAAAAACAAUGCAGGAGAACUGUUUCAAUUUGCAAUAUAAGACUUCCAGAUAUUAGCAUCCAUUGUGUUCUUUUUAUUCACAGAAGUGUUUUGUAUUCACCGCCAACAAAUUCUGAAUAGUAUUUUGAAUUUUACUUUGGCUUGAAGCCAAAUGAUAAAAUCAUUUUUAAUGCAAAAAGGAUUCAAGAUAUCCUACAGGAAUGCAUUAUGCCUGCCUAGAUAUUAAAAUAUGCUUAUGAAGUAUUUCAUUUUAUGAGGGCAUAAUAAACAACACUAAAACAAUUUGAUAAUUGGCUUUAUUUCCUAUUUAAUUUUUAAUUUAUUCUCACAUUUUUAGCAUUUUUUUUAAUAAUUUCACAUUUUCUGAAAAUAGAGCGGUCUGUUGGAAGUGAAUAUCUACUGAACUACUACUCUCUAAAGUGUUCAGAAAUCUAAGAGCAAUCAAAGCAGUGGUAAAUAGAAAUCCAGGUAAUUAAAAAGAAGAAAUGUGCUUCCUCAGUGGUGACACAAGUAUGAGAUUCCAAUCGAUUUCUGCAUGGAAUUGAAUUUACUCAUGUCCACUUAUUAUUAUACUUUAUGCAGCUUCAGAAUGCAAGUAAAUUCCCAGUUGGAGUCCUUGUUUAAUUGGAAAGCAGCUGGCAAACAGUGGAGCUGUGCAUAAAGUACUGUGGUUCCUCUUUUGCUUUCACGUGUCUCACUGGUAAUACUUUCUUCCGUU